AUGGCUGGCCAGCCGCCCGACUACCCGUGCCACCACCCCAGCGGCUACGAUGACCGUCGGUCCAGAAGCGAGCGCGAGCGCGACUAUUACAAUGAGCGCGAUCAGCCACCCUCGUCUAGCCGCACUGCUGCCGGUGGUCAGCUCAACGCUAAGAAGCUCAGCAGCCACAUCUCGAAUGCUGGCAGCGCUGACGCACUGCUCACGCUCUUUGCUGCCCACGCGUCGAGCUUGAACCACAUCCACGCUGCAAACCUGUGGAACAAACUGGGCAAGCAGCGCGUCGAGCGGCGGCACGAGGAGCAGCUUGAGCGGCUGUUGCAGCGCACGCUCGACCUCGUCUCGUCCGACUCGCUCGCGCGGGAUCCGUCAACGUGGAGCGUCGGGAACCGCGUUCAGCUUCACCAGUGGCAGCUCUGGCUUUCUCUGGAGCGAGGAGCAGACGGGCAGCAGCACCUCCUCCCCGCCUCUGAGCGCCAGCGUUGCUGCGACGCUAUGGUGGCGACCAUAGCUCGGACGUCAGGCUUGCAGCGCUCGGUUGCAGCUGUCCUCGCCGCCGUGUGGGGCCCGGGCUUUGAGGAGGAGCAUCUCGAACCGCGCACCGGCUACUCUCUCGACCUGGCGUUUCCCUCAUCACGCAUCGCGAUUGAGGUGGACGGCCCCUUUCAUUUCCUGCUGCCCGACGGCCGGGGCGUGCGCAAACCCAACGGGCCGACGCUGCUCAAGCGGCGCCUCCUCGCGGCGGCUGGCUGGCGGGUGAUCAGCGUUCCAUUCUACGAGUUGGGACGGCUUCGCGACGGCCAAUGA
Emiliania huxleyi CCMP1516 is the source of this 804-nucleotide messenger RNA. RefSeq lists its product as hypothetical. The record is from RefSeq and is a predicted model, not a curated record. Bases 1 to 804 code for a protein of 267 amino acids. Lineage: Eukaryota; Haptophyta; Isochrysidales; Noelaerhabdaceae. The transcript has 2 exons.